AUGUUCAACCCCAAUCUCUCCAACCUCCCCACUGCCAAUCCCUGGCGCGACAACCAAUCGCAGGCUCCGAGCCGGAAUCCGAUCAUAAUUGACUCCGAAUCAGAGGAGGAAGAACCCCACCCUGGAGUGGCAGCCUACAACCGUAUGUCUGCCCCUGAUGCGUUCAGGUGGGAAGACGCAUAUUUGGAGACGCUUGAUAAUAACGUCAAUGCCCUAACAGGAAGACCCCAUGUCCCAGUCCCCGGCCCUGGCCCCGGUCCCGGGCCCGGCGUCAGCUCCAGCUCCACACCGCGACCGAACCCCUUCUCAUCCGCAUCCGCAUACACAAUCCCCAGCGAACAGGAGAAGAGAACGCGCAGCCGACUACGCGAGGAGCGACACGCCGCGCUCUGCGUCCUGACGGACCGCGAGCUCCUCACCACCCAAGCCUUGGCCGCACAGGAGACCAUCCCCCAAGCACGCCGCCGCUUCCUCUCAACGCUCAUCUCCCCCUCAGACCCAAUAACAGCAACCUCUAUCCGCGCCGACCAAUUUACUGUUCAGCGCCGGGCCUCGUCUACACUGUCACCGUUCAGCACAGAGCCGAUGCUUGUCUCCCGCGGGAUCGUGGAUGUAUGCGAGGGUGAUGACUCGGGGUGGUAUAAACCGGAGCUGGACCUAGCGUCGGGGUCCGCGAUGGGAAUGUCUUCGCCUUCUGCGUCAUCGUCGCCUGUAUCUAGUGCGAAACUGAAAGGGAGGGGCACGCCGGAAAGAAGUAGAGCGAAUAGGAGGGUGUCCGGGCGGCAGCAGCAGCAAACAAGGGAGAGAAGACGGAGGUGGAGCGGGGCGGAGAGGCAGGAUUAUGGCCCCGGGGCUUCGUUCUGA
This is a messenger RNA of Aspergillus mulundensis, 864 nucleotides long. RefSeq lists its product as uncharacterized. The coding region runs from base 1 to 864 and encodes 287 amino acids. The transcript is spliced from 2 exons. NCBI's taxonomy places the organism in Eukaryota, Fungi, Ascomycota, Eurotiomycetes, Eurotiales, Aspergillaceae. The record is from RefSeq and is a predicted model, not a curated record.